Malania oleifera is the source of this 639-nucleotide messenger RNA. RefSeq names its product late embryogenesis abundant protein At1g64065-like. The transcript has a single exon. The record is from RefSeq and is a predicted model, not a curated record. The coding region runs from base 1 to 639 and encodes 212 amino acids. Lineage: Eukaryota; Viridiplantae; Streptophyta; Magnoliopsida; Santalales; Ximeniaceae.
AUGGCAGGAUACUCUCAACAAGCGCAUCCUCUCCCACUAGGGCAGCCAAGAAGUGACCAAGAGGAAGGCAUUGUGCAAUCCAAGGAGCUUCAACGCAGGAAAAGCCUUAAACGGGUAGCAUAUAUUGUUGCCUUUGUGGUAUUUCAAACCGCAAUCAUCUUGCUAUUUGCACUUGUUGUCAUGCGCAUUAGAGCCCCCAAGGUCAAGCUAAGCAAUCUCAAGAUUGGCGACAUCUCCAUUACCAACACCACGGGUUUGCCAUCUUUCAACAUGAGUUUCACCACUAGAAUCACGAUAAAAAACACAAACUUUGGAAAUUACAAAUUUGAAAUCAGUAAUGUCACGUUCACGUACAAGGGUAUACUUGUGGGGCAUGCCAUCAUUCCCAAGGGGCAAGCAAGGUUUCGUUCUACUAAAAAAAUUGAGGUAACAGCAGAUGUGAACUCUAAUGGGGUCUUCAACAGCUUAGAGCUUAGAAAUGACAUUGAAUCAGGGAUUCUGAGGCUUGAGGGACGGGCUAAGUUAAGUGGAAAGGUGCAGUUGAUGAUGGUGAUGAAGAAGAAGAAGUCUACUGAAAUGAAUUGCACCAUGUCAAUUGAUUUGCCAUCAAAGAUAAUCAGAGAUUUGAGCUGCAUGUGA